Messenger RNA from Rhopilema esculentum, 4809 nucleotides. RefSeq lists its product as uncharacterized. The record is from RefSeq and is a predicted model, not a curated record. Lineage: Eukaryota; Metazoa; Cnidaria; Scyphozoa; Rhizostomeae; Rhizostomatidae.
AUAUAGGGUGAAAGGAAACCAACGCUAAAUGAUUUUUAACGGUCAUACCACUUUUUGGCCUAUUUCAACACAAAAGGAAUUUGAUCCAGGCGGGUUGAGUGUUAUUGUGGAAAUUGAAACAGGCUCUGGCUUUUGUUCAAGGCGCUUUGCAAACCGAUAAUCCUUUGAGGCUUUCCUCCAAUUCCUAUUGAAUUUCACGAACAAUUAAAUCGUCAAAUGGCGGAGACGGCCAUUGUUACUUUUGUUAUGCUAAUUUCCUAUGAGAGCCGAUUCCCAUUUAACAUCGGUUUCGGAUUUACUUUGAGAUCGAAGCAAGCCUGAGGAACGCGAUCGCCUGUCGAUCGGAACACGUCUCCCGCUUAAACAUUCGAAUAUAAACAAGCUGACACAAACGUCAUUUGCUGCAGGAUAGAUAGACGUACGCCUUUCAAAAUACGCGUGUAGAUCUGCCAUCGAAAGAGCUGAAGAAGAUCGCAAGUCCGAGAGCAGAAAACCAACGGGCGAUUGCUGACAGCUUUGAAGAUAUGCCAAUAGAGGAAGCUGCCUAAAUCGAAGUUAUGUCAGACGAACAAUUGGUGGAGUACAAUCAGGAUCCAGAAAAUCAACCAGCAGCAGUCGAAGCCACCAGUUUCACCACAAGAAAGAUGAAGGCUGAAGAAACGCACAACAAAGACAUACAAAUUGUGCAUGACAAAGCAAAACAACGCACUAAGUAUGGGGGUGAAAAACAGGAAAACGGUGUUGGAAUUUCUAACCGGUCCGGUCAGCGUCGAGAGUCCGAUUUGCUAAUCCAAGGGCGCGAAGGCAAAAAUAGGUUGAAUAGUCGUAGACGAUCAAGUCGUUUUGACAAAGGACACCGAAAACGGUCACGGGAUAGGAGAAUGUGUGAAGACAGAAGGUCGUUGGAAAGGGAAAGAAGUAUGUACGAAACGCAAAAAGACUAUUUUUACUCGGAUGAAAGUUUGUCAGAGGAUAACGAUUCGUUGAGCUCUGCUGAUUCUGACUCAGAGGGAAGUGCAAGCGAUGGGUCACUUGACAGGGAGCAAGGGUGGGGGCGAGAAGAUGUUAGAUCAAAAAGAGACACCUUGGCAUAUAAAAUAUCACGAAACAGACGAGGAAAACACAAGAAAUCAGGCAAGAAACACCAUGCCCGUCAUCAAGAUAACGAUUUUUCAAAUCAUCAUUACCUGACUACAGAGAAAAAUGACGCAAGACCAAAUAGCAGACGCGUCUCAAGUCCGCAUCAGCCGGAGAGCACCAGUCUCCUCAAACAAAUGCUACGCAAUCAGGAUACAAUGGUGACAAAACUUGAUGCUAUGGUGAAUCUUUUGAGAAAGACUGUUCGUGCAUUGACUGCCAAGGAAAGAGAUUCACACUAUGGGAGGAAUGAUGACAUGCUAUAUUCUGGAAGAAAAAGACCACGUGGGGGGAUUUCUGACUCCGAUAGAAGCAGAGCCAAUUACGAGCCACAUGCGUCUGAAAAGAGGCCGAGGUAUCAUUUAAAGCAAGACUUGUCACCAAGGCAUGCUGACAGCUACCUUGGAGGAGACGUGGUCUCUUCUGAGAACGGGAUAAGACAUCGGAAUGAGGCGACACGUGGGAAUGAAGAAUUACAGCCAAGAAUAUCGUCUUAUUACUCAGUUCGAAGUGAAGGCAUGGAUACAAGGCAACAAGAAAGGCAACAUCCAACUGAGAGGUACAGAAGCAAUGACCCCACAAUAAUGUCGCGAGACUCUUUCAGUGGAGAGACUGAUCGUCGACCAAACGGCCCUUAUUCCACCAGCUUGGAAGAAAAUUUUGUUGUGAAUCCUCCUUCGCCAGGCAGAGUGCAAGUUUUACAAGAACCCGCCACUGGAAAGCAAAACUCAGCUUUAGCGACUGGUGAAUGUUUCCAAAAUGAUGAGCCACAGUACUGUCGUACUGAACAGCUUGACGGUGACGUAGAAGAAACGUCACACGCAGCUAGUUCCUCUGAGUUUACCAUGGGAAGAAGCAGCACAGAGUCGCAAAGAAGCCUUAAGCGGGACAGUAGGCCAUCAAUGGUUGAUCUAUUUAAAACGAACAACGCUUUGAUUCCACAAAAAUAUUAUGCACCAGCUAAUGUGUAUUCACAAAGCGGCAAAACGGUGGAGCCGAGUGAUGUGAAAAGCGACACUGUUCUUGGCGAGCAGGGGAUCACCUAUAUCUUUCAUGAACAGCCUUGGAAAGAGGACAGUCUCACAGAUGGUUUCAAAAGCCCUAAUUCUCGCAAGAGAGAAAGUCUUGAACCUACACCAUGGCUUGCUCGUACACUUACAACUGGAAGUGGCAAGGGUGACGGGGGUACCUUUACAGUGAAUGGCAAAGAGUUUGACAAUAUGAAACACGAGGUUGGAAAGCAAGCAGAGUCAACUGACAAUAAAAAGAUGAUGUCAAACGUCAAUCACCUGACGCUAAGUACAAUGUGUGUGUCGUCUGAAAUCGUCCAAGUUCUGGUUGUCACUCCUUCUGACCAAAACAAUGACAAAGAUGCACCAAGGAAAUCCAUGGAACGGGUUUUGAAUCAAUCAUUGGCAUUGAUGGGCUGUCUUCCGUUGAUUGCAGAGAUCGAUCUAUCAGUUGUCCAGAAAAUCUACCAUGGUAGCAAGAACUGUAUGUCGUUCAUAUACCGGCUUAUGGAUCAUUGUUACACUAGGGAGGAGCUAAUGAAAUGCAGAGUUGCUGGUGGGGUUAGAAAGUAUCGUGGAAAUAACACUGAAACAGAACAGCUCUGUCCGAGAAGGCUUCGCACGAUUUUAAAACUUGCCAGUGAUCUGUAUCCCAAUGAGUAUGCACAGCUGACAAAGGCCAAUAUGAUCAGGAAUAACAUAAACAUGAAAUGCAGAAAGACUGUUAUUCGGGAUAACCAAGAAAAUGACGUUAGAAACAACUCUGAAGGGUUUCAAGCUACAGCGACCAACUGAGAUACACUAUUGGCCUAUGCAGUUUACCCGCUGAACUUGUUCUGACGCAAUCAAGGCCCAGCCAUUUUGACGCCAGCUUCAACUUCGAAGCAUAUUUAUACUUGCUACAAAUUGUAUCUGACUAUGAGUCUUAAUAGGCUGUACGCCUUCCAUAGAAAACCGAGUUGUACACCGGAGAUGUACACCAUCUAGUUCUGGAAUUUUUGUAGUUACAUUUAGACGAUUUUUUAGGUUAAAUUUUCAAGAUACCUUGAUUCUGUAGGCAACCAUCUUUAAUUUUCUUGACUUUAAAGUUUGUUUAUUAGCCCGUCUAAUAACAGGAUAUUGACUAUUUCAAACCUAGACUUAACGUUAUAAGAAAAAGGUGAAACACACAUUGAUACAUAGCUAGAAUCAUUUUUAUUAACAUUUAUUUGGUUGUUAAUGAAAGAAACCAGACGAAGAAUCCGGCAAGGGGAGCACCUUUAGAAAAUAAUCAUAAAAUGCGGUUUAGCAGCUAAUGAAAGUGGCGUAGCUAACUCUUUCCCGUAUAACAUUUUAUUAAUAUUGUUUUUAGGGUCAACCUAUGUAGAUUCAACUUAUAUUAAUAAAACUUUGUUCUUAAGUGUAUCUUUGCUAUGCCAUUCCUGAGAAAAAUCUUCGAAAUUCCUGCUCUGUACAAAGGAAUCUUCCAUCUUAUCUGUCAAUCUUAUCGACAGACAAAACAAAGUAGGCCCACUGAAUUAUUUCUAUUAAAACAGCAUAAUUUGUGGCUCUUAUUUUGGAGUCUAUGAAACUGUAGCUACAGGGUAUCAAAGGUCUGGGAAACCGCAAUAGCCUACAGCAAAGAUAGGAUUGUUUAGAAGGAAAGACCAUUAACAAGAGCCUUUCGUGAUGGGAAGGGCCAGACAAUAUUUUAAGAGAUAUCUAUUGGAAAAGAAAACAUCAAGUGUAGUUAAAUCUUAGAUUGAAGUUUCUUCUAGCGAACAUCUGCAUUUAGCAACAGCCAGCUCCAAACAAAUUGUUUCACAUUUUGAUUUACAAUUAUUGGUCAAAUGAUUCCAUUUUACAAUUCCCACCCUAUAUUGGUCACAAAUUUAAGAUGCGUUUAGACAAAUUAAUUACAAACGCUUCAUUAAGGAAGGGGGGAAACAUCAAGUAGAGGGCAGCUUGAAAUUGCAGGAUUUAAAAAUUAAUUUUUAAUUAUUUAACUUCUGACAAUCAAUGGAAGUUGUUUUAACUUCUCAGUAUUUUAUGAAUUUUAAAUUAAAUGCACGUUGUUUUUAAGAAUGGGAGCUUGAAUGGGAUCUAGAAGGAUCACAAAACAUAACUCAAUUGGAAACUCAGUAUAUUACGACGGGAAAGUUCAGCGCUUCGAUUUUUUAUGAAUAGAAAGAUGAAUAGAAAAGAAGAAAUUAUUUUUACUGAAAUAGAAGCUCUUGAUACCGGUAAAAAAUACGUUGUAUCGAAUAACGAGGAGAGUCGCAAUUUGGUCGAAAAUGGCACCUGCAUGAAAUAAUUUUAAUUACCGAGAAAUAUGUGUCAAUUUCUGCAUUUGAAUAAGCAACCACGAGGGAGGGCAGUUUGUUUUGAUAAUCUUCCUGUCUCAUAAAAUUCUUGGUUAUUGAAAAGUCAAGUGAUAAUAUUUAUAAAUCAUAAAGUAGAUAUAAAAUAGUUUUUUUUAAAUGCCUUUAUUGUAAAUAGAAUGUUCCUUUUCUGAGAGUAUCACGAAACAGCAAGGAGAAAUGACUUGAAUAAAUUCAGCGCAUCUAGCGUUGCUAAUACCUUUCAUUCUUUCAUUUCGAAGAAAUAUUUAUUAACUUGUCAGAAAAUAGCUAAGGUCACCAGCGCAUUUCAUUUAAAAUGAAUUAUAAUUCUGCUCACCUCG